AUGCUAAUUAAUUCCGUCAGAAAGCGGCGUUGCGACGCACAGAAGCCGUCGUGUUCGCAUUGCAUCGAACUGGAUGUUGAGUGUCACUACGAUGACACGCCAUCACAAAGAAUUGAUGCGUCGGGAGGCAGCCGCGAGAUUCUCGAUAGGUUGCGCAACAUUGAGACUCUCGUCCAGAAACAGUCGGAGUGCAUAACUGCUCUCUCCAGCGCUCAGAUACACAGUCUGAGCGAUGAACCAACGCCACAGAGUCAGCAUUUACCGCCGGCUGUAGACACGCAGCCUCAAAUUUGGUCAUCCUCUCGUCCGGGUGUCUCGCCUGACUUGUCAAACCUACCGCCUCUCACCAUUCCCGUGAAGCACAAGACAUCAUCAACUUACCUAUUGACCUUACCAUCCGUCAGAGCGUUAAUUGGCGACUAUCCCACGGAUCUAUUUUUCAGAUUUGAACUGCGGAGCUGUCAUUCACCUCUAUUUUCUCUUGAAACGUGUCUUUUACCUACAACUUCCGUUAAUAUCCAACGUGAAAUUGCGGACCACUUAGUGUCAGCUUUUUUCUCCGUUGUCCACCCUAAUCACCCUAUUCUAGAUCCCAAGGACUUCGAGAAUUGCUACGAAAGAUUUUUGGAGAUGGGGCCUGAUCAUAGCCCCGAGUCUACGCUAUGCAUGGUCGUUUUAGCGCUGGGAGCCGUUGCGACAGCCACGCCAGACCUCGAAGCAUUUAAAACAUCGCCUCCAGGCAUGGAGUAUAUACAGUACUCUAUGUCUACUCUUAUAUCCUUUUCUGCAUGGUCCCUUCCUUCGAGCAUGGUAGUGACUCACGCCCUAGUCCUAGCCAGUGUCUAUUUUGCUUACAUCGUCCGACCCCUUCAAAGCUGGCGUCUAAUCCAUUCCGCAUCAACAGUACUGCAGAUAAACCGAGUAGGGAUCGAUUUACCCCAAACGUUACCAAGCGAUAUCAACGAUGCAGAGCAUCUUGCACGUCUCUUUUGGUCCUGCUUCCUCGUUGAGUGUGAUCGGCUCGCUGAGCUUGAGCUCCCACGGAGUGGACUGGAAGAACUAACAGACAACAUCUAUCUUCCAAGCUGCACUAAUCUCGGAGUUACAGAGUCAACCCAUUAUCUCGCGGAAAUAUCAAUUCGACGCUUGCUCAACCGCAUUCACAAUUCCUUAUAUCCAGGCAAGAAACACCCGCUUUCACAACCAGCAAUUACGUCGUUGAUAUCGGAUGACUUUUCAAUGGAGGAGGUGGCUUCACUUGAUGCUGUCUGUAACGAAUUGCGCUCACAGCUGGAAACAUGGUAUUCCUCUAUACCGGAGGAUUUCCGGCCGAACCUUGAAGACACCGCUACAGAAAGCCCUGCAAGUCGACAGACGAUAUUAAAAAUUCGUUACUUUGCAGCCCGACAUAUUAUUUACCGGCCAUUUUUACUUUGUAUUGUUACACACGGCUCUAACCGCGCACCACAAUCGAUGGUUGAGAAGGCCGGUCUUUGCAUUGAGAGUUGUCGAUGCUCCCUUGGUGCGAUUAUAAUUCUUACUUUGGCUUCUUUGAAUCGAGAUCUACAAGAUCUUGUACCCGAUAUCGAAGAGCUCCAGACUAUGGCAAUUGACAACUUUCGACCGUGGGCAUUUUCUAGUCUUGAAGUGGUUGUGUCAAUUUUAGAGGAUAUUCGGAAGAAGUGCAGGCUUCUUGUGCAAGUAUGA
Talaromyces rugulosus is the source of this 1707-nucleotide messenger RNA. RefSeq lists its product as uncharacterized. The transcript has 4 exons. The record is from RefSeq and is a predicted model, not a curated record. NCBI's taxonomy places the organism in Eukaryota, Fungi, Ascomycota, Eurotiomycetes, Eurotiales, Trichocomaceae. Gene Ontology annotation, molecular function: DNA binding; zinc ion binding; DNA-binding transcription factor activity, RNA polymerase II-specific. Bases 1 to 1707 code for a protein of 568 amino acids. Gene Ontology annotation, biological process: regulation of DNA-templated transcription; DNA-templated transcription.